CUGUUCUUAUUUUCACAUUUCCAAUCGAGCUUUUGCGACCAAGACACCCUCAGGAAGGCUUCUACCGCUAUGGAAGACCCAGUUCUACAGCAUACAGUCGACGCAUCGCAGCGUCAAGGUGGUGGGUUCACAUGUCAGACGUGCAGUGUAGCCUUUCACACGCCAGAUCUGCAGCGCACGCACUAUCAAUCGGAUUGGCAUCGCUAUAAUCUCAAACGCCGUGUUGCUGAUCUCACCAGCGUCUCUGCUACAACGUUUGCUGAAAAGGUAUUGGCGCAAAAAUCACUGGCUGCAACGACUGCUGAACGGGCGAAUUUCGCUGAACGGUGUGGACCCUGUGGCAAAGUGUAUUACAGCGAGAAUGCCUAUGCCAAUCACUUGGGCUCAAAGAAACACAAGGAGGCUGUCAGGGCUGCGCUUGCUGGUCGUGAAGUGGGUGAGGGAUCAGAGGAUGGUUCACAUGUUGAAUCGGCAUUCACAUUCGGUACAUCGAUUGAGCCGUCACAGGCUUCCAUCUAUGAAUCAUCUACGGCAUCCCCUGCGCCAGAGACGCAACAAGAAGAAAGUCCAAGCGAGGAUGCAGAAGGCUUGACUAAGGCAGAAGAGGAGCAAAUCCGCAAGAAGCUUGAGAAUGCCGUCAAGUUGCCUAUUGGAGAGUGCCUGUUUUGCCGAACGGUGCAAAAAGAUGAAGAUGAGGUCGAGGCACUUGCUGCCAAUGUCACUCACAUGAUAAAAAUGCACUCGCUCUUUUUGCCUGAACAAGAUUACCUCGUUGAUUUGCGAGGACUCAUUGAGUAUCUGCAAACCAAAGUAGCCGUGGGCAACUUUUGCCUUGCAUGCAAUAAAGGGUUCCGCAAUUUGGAAGCGUGUCGUGCACAUAUGGCGAGUACAAGUCAUCGCCGCAUCGCUUAUUCCACCGAAGAAGAACAAAUGGAAUUGUCGGAUUAUUACGACUUUUCGUCUACGUGGGAAGGCAUUCCUGAGCGUGAUGAUGGCGAAUGGUCGGAUGUCGAAGGUGACCUUGAGGAAGGCGAUGAAGAAGCGUAUGAUUCAGACGACACCAUUGACUCUGCUCACCUCGGUCCUGUGGAAGAGGACUUUGAAUUGAGGCUUCCUUCCGGUGCUGUGGCUGGCCAUCGCUCGCUGCAACGCUAUUACCGCCAGAAUCUACGUGGUCGCGACCCAUUCGCAGAACGCGGUGGUGCAGCUGUGCACAAGGCCAUUAUGGACCGAACACAGCAAGUGCGUCAAGAGUUGGUGAACACCUCGAUUGCAGGUGUCGACAAGGGCCGCAAGGACUGGUCAAGGAAGCACAUUGCGACGUUCCAGGAUAUGCGGAUUCGCGAAGACUUCAAGACACGCACGAUGUACAGGAACAACAACCAGAAGCACUACAGGGAUCCUCUCUUGCAGUAG
This is a messenger RNA of Protomyces lactucae-debilis, 1416 nucleotides long. RefSeq names its product C2H2 type zinc-finger-domain-containing protein. The coding region runs from base 70 to 1416 and encodes 448 amino acids. NCBI's taxonomy places the organism in Eukaryota, Fungi, Ascomycota, Taphrinomycetes, Taphrinales, Protomycetaceae. Gene Ontology annotation, cellular component: preribosome, large subunit precursor. Gene Ontology annotation, biological process: ribosomal large subunit biogenesis. Gene Ontology annotation, molecular function: zinc ion binding; nucleic acid binding. The record is from RefSeq and is a predicted model, not a curated record. The transcript has a single exon.